GUCGGAGCCUUCGUUGCGCGAAGACACGUCGUCGCUGUGCCGGUGCGCGUCGCGAGUGUAGUGUCCACAAGUGUUUGAUGUUCCGAGACAAUGAAGAUGCCGUGCAGUGCAGUUAGGCCAUGACCAAGCCAGCGUAGCCGAUCACCCCCAGGUCCACCAACCAGGACAUACCGUUCUUCAUGAUCUGGCUUGCCUUUUUAGCGGUGAUGUUCAGGAGGGAGACACCGGCCAGGUCGGUGUCCCCGGAAACAGCUCCUGUUACCAGUGGCCUCCAGUGGACAUGCCUGCCAUGACUCGGACCCGUUUGCCCCGGAGGCGUCCGGGUCUAAGGCCGCCGGACACUCGAUCCAGAGGGCGUCCAGGCAGAAUUUGAAGAAGGCCUCGCCGAGGCGAAGGAACGGCGCGCGGUCCGUCAUGCAGGGAAUCUACUGGGCGGUUUCCGUCAAGAUAGUCGCGGCAAUACCCUCUACGUGCUGUUGACGGUGCAUGCACAAUGGUGAACUGAAUGCUUCGACAGGUGAUUCAGAUAUCUUGACGGUUCGGGGGACGUCAUCUCGUCCCGGAAGAUGAUACAUCGCAGAGGAACUACAGAUUUUGGUUCCGUCGAGCAGUAGCACCUCUCUGGCAGAAGCCUUCAUUGCCCACUGCACUGCAGGUCCAUGGAUUAGCAAUCACUGAUCAUUUCUAGCGAGGUCUUGCCAAACAAAACUAUGCCCCACAGAUGCGUUGUCUGCGACAAGAUUUUCUCAAAGUUGAAAGAUCUCACCAAGCAUUUCCGCUCGCAUACCGGGGAGAAACCGUAUAAGUGUGAAGAGUGCAAGAAGAACUUCAGUACCAAGGGCGGCCUGCGAGUGCACAUCGGCAGCCACACUGGAGAGAAGCCUUUCCGGUGCGCGGUGUGCAACAAGAACUUCAGACUCAAGAGUCACCUGAGAUGUCAUAUUUUCACCCACACUGGGCAGAAGCCUCAUAAGUGCUCAGAGUGCGGCAAGGGCUUCAAUGUGAAGGCCAACCUGCGAAGACACAUCCAGACGCACACCGGGGAGAAACCUUACGAAUGCCCCGUGUGCCGUGCAAGGUUCAGUGAACGCGCCUACGUUCGGAAACAUCUUCUGACCCACACUGGAGAGGAGCCUUUUAGGUGCGCGGUGUGUGACAAGGGCUUCACUAUGAAGGGCAACCUACUAAGACACAUCCGGACCCACACUGGGGAGAAACCUUUCGGAUGCUCCGUCUGCGGUGCUAGGUUUACUGAACGAGGCUCCGCACGGAAUCACCUUCUGAUCCACACUGGGGAGAAGCCUUAUAGGUGCGCAGUGUGCAGUAAGAGCUUCAACCAGAAGACCCACCUUCGGCGCCAUCUUCAGACCCACCUUCGCACCUACACUGGGAGGAAGUUCGAGUGUAAGGUCUGCCAUAGGAAGUUCAGCAAGAGAGGCGACCUUGGACACCAUGCUCGCAGCCACACUGGAGAGAUGUUUGAGUGCACGGUCCGCAUCAAGAAGUUGAGUGAAUCUGAUGUAGCUGCACAAAUUGGGAAGUGGACCUACGAGGCCUCCGAGUCUGAUGCACCUGAAGAUGAUAAACCUUCACUAGAUGCACCUGAAGAUGGAGCACCUUCAGAUGACGAACCUUCAGAUGAUGCAUCAGAAAAUAAUGCACCUGAAGAUGAUGCCCGUUCAGAUGAUGCACCUGUAGAACCAAAAUAUGAUGCACCUGAAGAUGACGCACCAGAAAAUGAGUCACCAAACUAUAAUGCACCUGAAGAACCAAACUAUGAUGCACCUGCAGCUAAACGCGUAGGGAAGAAGAGAUCCUCGAAGGCGCCUGAAGCCCCUCGACCUGCACGCAAAGCGAAGAAGCGGGUCUCUAAUGCUCCACAAGUCGCUCCGACCACCGCUGCUCGAAAUCGGAAGAAAGUGGGCUCCAAGGCGUCUAAGGCUGAUGCAGCUGCACGGAAGGGGAGGAAGGUGUCCUCCAAGGCGUCUCACACUUCUUCAGCAGCCGCAGGUUCCAGAAGGAGUCGGCAGAAGUGCGCUGAAGAGGACUCCGCCAGAGGAGAACACAGCCAGGAUGGGCCGUCCUUGGCCGUGCUGCCGGACGCCGUGCUGCUGCAGAUUCUGUCCUGGCUGCCCGUCGAGGACCUGCUGAGGGCGGCGCGGGUGUGUCGCCGCUGGAGGAAGCUGACGGCGCGUCCCGAGGCGUGGCGGCGCGCGGACGUGGUGGUGACGUCAUCGACCUGCAAGAAGCAGAUGUGGCUGCUGGAGCGCGCGCCGCAGCUGCGCCUGCUGGACAUGAGCGGCCUGGCCACGGCCGACGACUGGGGCUUCGAGCACGACGAGGCAGUGCGGGACGCGUGGGAGCGCCUCGACUGCAUGGACUGCCCGGCCAGGCAGCUCGACAUCCGCGUGGAGCGGGACGGCUGUGCCAAGAUCGGACUGCUGGCGAGAUGGGGCCCGCAUUUGAAGAGACUGACGCUGCGCCUGGGCACUGGAUUCUGCGAGUUCGGUCGCGAGUACGGGCAGAUGCAGCUCGCCAUCAAGAUCGUCGGCAGCUCGAUGGCCCAGCUCACCCACCUGGACCUGACGUACGAGCAGCAGGAGGGGGCGCCUGGCGGCUACGACAAGGAGCUGGGCAAGGGAUGCCCCUCCCUGGUGUCCUUCACGUUCCACUUCCCCACUCAGCGGGACUACGGCCACUGGAAGGAGGUGGUGCUGGACGUGCUGGCCCACAAGAGCGGCCAGCUGACGGAGCUGGCGCUGCUGGCCUCGGACAAGUGCCCCGAGGUGCCCGCCGAGCUGUGGCCUGCCAUCGGCCGGUGCACGCAGCUGCGCCGCCUCGCCGUGCCGACGCCGCCGGGCCUGGCCGUGGUCGGGCAACUGCCGCUGCUCCGGGACUUGUCGCUGCAGCCGUCGGAGCACGCUAGCGUCGACGAGGAGACCCGUGAGCUGCUGCUGGCGGGGCACGCUGUGCUUGGGGGACUGCAGCGGCUGGAGCUGCAUUUGCCGGCCGCGCCGCCCGCCGCGUCGAGGACCUACGGCCCGGGGCCUAUCCGCCGCCCCACGGACCACAUGGCUGUGUUACUGGACGACCUGCUCAGCCGGAUUUGCAGCGAGGUGCGAUGCCUGUGCCUGACUGGAGGCUGCUACCCCGCUGCCGUGAUGGCCGGUCUUCUGGGGGACGUCACCAGGAUGCCCGCCUUGACCGAGCUCCGCCUGCGUGCCGUCCAAGACAUGCGGUCGGGCCACCUGCAACAGCUGGCCGCCUCAGGCCGUCUAAAGGUUAUUCGCCUUGAAGACGUCUCGGUGAAGCAUGACAUGCUGGUGUGGAGUGUGGAUCUCCCUGGGCUUCAACACCCGACUGAGUAGAGCAUACGUGUGGUGUUCCCCUAUGACCCUUUCGUUUUUGGUUAUUUGUCCAACAAAGUAGCCAACGAGGUCAUUUCAGUGAUCAGUUUAAUUCAGUAUUAUUUCUUGUAGACUAUUUGAAGGCAUUAUAUUUUGCUAAGCGAACUGCUUGUGCCGUUAUUAUACCAUAAAUGAAGUUUGAACUGCUGCGUUGAGACCUAAUAUGUCAUCGUCUCUUUUGUUAUGUAUUUAUGUGUGAUUUAUAUCAUUGCUGACUAUGUGUGAUUGACGGUUUUGGUGUGCGAUAACACAAUGUUGAGUUUCAAUAAAUGUCUGAACAUGAGAUGCUCGAAACAAAA
Molecule: messenger RNA, 3706 nt
Organism: Thrips palmi
Lineage: Eukaryota; Metazoa; Arthropoda; Insecta; Thysanoptera; Thripidae
Exons: 12
Coding region: 711-3368 (885 amino acids)
Biological process (GO): regulation of DNA-templated transcription
Molecular function (GO): DNA-binding transcription factor activity, RNA polymerase II-specific; protein binding; RNA polymerase II cis-regulatory region sequence-specific DNA binding
Source: RefSeq, a predicted model, not a curated record